AUGCGCCCACCCCAGCACCUCGCCGCCCUCCUCGCGGCGGGCCUCAUCCCCCUCACACAUGCAUCCCCCAACUGCGCCCUCCGCGGCCCCGCCUACCCCAAACCAACCGAUCUCUCCUCCCACCCCCUCAUCAUCGAAGCCGCCCAACAGCUAACAGCAAGCUUCGAUGACCUCGCCGCCAACGAGACCAACCUAAUAGCGACCAACAACUCGUGGUCCCUCGAAGCAUGGUCCAUCCACGAGAACGCCGAGCCGACCGCCCUGCUGUGGUCGCACUAUCAUGCCGCCAUGAACCUGGAUGCCGUCAACUCGACGGGCACGCGGGAGGUGGACGGGUCGACAGUGUAUAGGCUGGGGAGCGUGACGAAGAUCUUUACGGUGUUGACGUGGUUGGCGGAGGUGGGGGAUGAGCACUGGUUUGUGCCGAUUACGAAUUUCGUGCCGGAGCUGAAGGAUAUUCAGGAGAGGAGUAGGGGGGAGGGGGAUGCUAUUCGAUAUACGGAUUGGGAUGCUGUGACGGUUGGGGCGUUGGCUUCUCAGAUGUCGGGGAUUCCUCGAGAUUAUUCGCUCUUGGGAGAACUGACGCAGGAUUAUGGCCCGGAUUUGGUCUAUGUGGGUUUCCCUCCUCCAGAGAAACUACCAGAGACGCCUGAAUGUGGGAUCUUCGUGCUAUGCAAUCGAACUCAAUUCUUUGAGGGUCUUGAAGAUUUGAUGCCGGUGUUUGCUCCAGAUGCGGCGCCGGCCUACUCGAACGUGGCAUAUGUCCUCCUAGCAUACGCCCUCGAAGAGAUCACAGGCAAGGAUUGGAUCACUCUUCUUUCGAGCAAUAUUUUGGAGCCGUUGAGUCUCGAGAGAACAUUCUUCAACACUCCAAACGACACGACUCUUGGCGUCAUCCCAGGAAACGCUUCUCAAGUGGGCUGGUAUAACCAACUUGGUGAUGGCGGACCCUCUGGGAGCAUGUACGCCUCCUCAGCCGACAUAACCCGCCUCAACAAAGCCAUCCUCUCUUCCGAACUCCUCCCACCGGCAAUGACGCGCCGCUGGCUCCGCCCGGUAACCUUCACGUCCGACCCCAUGGCGGCCCUCGGCAAGCCGUGGGGCAUCCGCCGCAUCAACAUGGGCCACCCCUACCUUUGGACCUACGGCUACCAAAAGGCCGGCCGUAUCGGCGACUACUCAGCCCUCAUUAUCAUGCUGCCCGACUACGGCGUGGGCUUCACUCUCCUUACGGCGGGCAAUAUGCCAGGGAACAUGAACUUUGACUUUGCGGAUGUCAUUGGCGCUACGCUCUUACCCGCUAUUCAUAACGUGUCAAGGGAGCAGGCGCGAGAGAAUUUUGCGGGGAACUACGAAUUCGGGAACGUUACUACUCUUAAUUCAUCCAUGGUGAUUACGGUGGAUGAUGAUCCGGGCUUGAAAGUAGAGCGCUGGAUAAGCAACGGAACGGACAUGGCUACAGUGGCUAUUCUACUUCAGCUUUCGACACGCGGGCCCGUGAACCCACGGAUAAGAUUAUACCCCGCUGGUCUGGAGACGGUCAAAGAGGAUAGGGAAGUGAAGAAGAGGAUAGCGUUUAAAGCGACGUUUGAGGACGCGGACAGUCCGGCGAGGGAGAAUAGACUAUUUUCGACGGACUGCGCGACUUGGUUGUCGGCUUCUUCGAAUCUUUGGGCGGCGAGAACGUUGGAUGAGAUUGUGUUUGAGGUUGGUGAGGAUGGGAAGGCUGUUGCUGUUGAUCCUGUGGCGUUGAGAGCGUUGUUGGGUAGGGUGGAUGAGUUGACGCCGCCUCCGCCGCCGCCUGCGGUUGAAGAGGAACCGCCAGUUGAUGAUGAAGGGGAGGGGGGCAGUGAGGGGGAACCAGGAGAGGAUGGGACUGGUGAUGAUAGCGGAGAGGGCUCCGGGACGGAUGAAGGCACUGGUGAGAAGGUCCCGGACGAGGGAGAGGAUUCAAAACCAGAGGAUCCCGUGGACGAACCUCCUCCCGUAGAAGAGCCUCCAGCGGACGGAAAGGAAGACUCAGAGACGCCCGACGCAGAGGCCAUUCUCGGAAAGGGAAUGCAAAUGAGGAAAUCUCACAGCAUGGAGUAA
This is a messenger RNA of Scedosporium apiospermum, 2091 nucleotides long. RefSeq lists its product as uncharacterized. The record is from RefSeq and is a predicted model, not a curated record. The transcript is spliced from 4 exons. Lineage: Eukaryota; Fungi; Ascomycota; Sordariomycetes; Microascales; Microascaceae. Bases 1 to 2091 code for a protein of 696 amino acids.